This is a messenger RNA of Symbiodinium necroappetens, 1569 nucleotides long. The record is from the annotation of a GenBank genome assembly. NCBI's taxonomy places the organism in Eukaryota, Dinophyceae, Suessiales, Symbiodiniaceae.
GCAAAGUCUACAAAGGGUCGCAAUACUCCGAGGGCACUUUGGGCGAUUUGCUGACCUUCGACUACCCGGCUCAACAUGACGGGGCGGAUGAGGAGGAGAAUGAGAAUGAUGAGCAAAACGAAAACGAGCAUGAUGAGGAGGCGAACAAUGACGUGGACGACAUCGACGAUGAAGACGAGAAGAGUGAUGAUGCCGGUGGACUUGUGAGCGUGUGGCAGUAUGCAUUGGACUUGCGCGAUGUUCGAAGAGAGUCUGGUCAACAAGACCUUUGUGUGCUGUAUCACUAUACCCACGAGCUGGCCUUCCGCAAUGUGGCCAACAUGGAACAGACCACUGCCGAGCUUUUCGCGUCACUGGUGGACUCCAGGGCCCACUUCGGGAAAGGCGUUUAUUGUACGCAGCAUGAACCAGCUGUAUGGGGCUCCCGCACGCGUAUUUUGCUGAACAACUACAGCAAUCUGAGCCCUUUGCGCGACACAACAGACGCGGAGUCUCAGCGAGUUGAGCAGGAAUGGGGCACCGGCAAUGCUGAAGGCCAUCGUGCGGCAUUCUGUAUUCCGAUACUAGUCCCCAGGGAGCUCGCGCACAAUAUCUUCGAAAAACAGACGCCAGACCUCGCGCAGAAGAGCGUGCGUGACGCCGAAACAGGAGAGGAGCGCUGCAUCCGGCGGGGCGAGGAUUACAAAGGGCGGUCUGUGGACCGCAACCGGGAUGUUUGGGUUCUGCAGGUGACGAACGAAGCUGGAGAGGUGCAACAUGCCGGCGCCGAAGCAGAUGGUCUGCUGAGGCUGUUAAGGACUCGCCUGUCAAAUCUGCGAGAAGAGCUGGGAGACGAUGCAAAGCCAACCCUGGACUGCAUGUACGAGCUUGGGAGUAGGCUACAUGGCCGCUCCUACCAUGAUGAAGCAGAGAAGCUUUACAAGGAGUGUUUGGACCGCCGCAGGGCCAAGCUGGGCGAAAGUCACACGGAUACUCUGGAUUCGAUGAACAAUCUUGCUUUGCUUCUGGAGGACAUGGGACGAAUUGAGGAGGCCGAGCAGCUGCUUUGCAAAGCAUUGAAGGGCAGCCGUGCCAAAUUUGGCAAGACACAUCCAGCAACGCUGGAUUCGAUGAACAAUUUGGCUGUCUUGCUGCAGGACCAGGAUCGUUUUGAGGAGGCCGAGUCGCUCCAUCGCGAAGCGCUGGAGGGUCGCCGGGCCAAGUUGGGCCGGAACCACCCGGAUACGCUGACGUCGAUGAACAAUCUGGCAAAUUGUUUGCAGGCCCAGGAACGGUACGAGGAGGCCGAAUCGCUCCACCGCGAAGAGCUGGAGGGUUGCCGAGCCAAAUUGGGUGAGAAGCACCCAGACACGCUGUCAUCCAUGAACAAUGUGGGGAUGUUGCUGCAGGCACAGGAACGCUAUGAGGAGGCGGAGCAGCUGCUCCGCAAGGCAUUGGAGGGUCGCUGUGCUAAGCUCGGCGAGACACAUCCAGAUACGCUGGGUUCGAUGAACAAUGUGGCUUCUGUGCUGGAGGCUCAGGGACGUCAUGAGGAGGCCGAGUCGCUCCACCGCGAAGCACUCGAGGGCC